GGAAAUUUGGAUAACCCUCAUUUCCCAUUCCCGCCCCCUCCCUCCAAUAAAAGGGGGCCAAAUUGAAAUUUUGGCCAAUGAUUUCAUUUCAUUUCACGAUAUUCAGAAUAUUUUUUAAGGAAAUUAGGGUUUUGUUUUGUUUUCUGGAGCAUAAUUCUCCAAUGGCGGUAAAUCGAAUAACCGUCUCCAGCUGUGAACUCAUUUGUGUGGGCGAAGUAUUUGUAGUUUUGUGUGAAUAUUUUCGAACAGAGAUGUAUAGAUUGAAUUUGAUUAAGCAUCUUAUUUUGUGCAUACAUCUUUCUGUAUUUAUGGGCUCAUUACCUUACGGUUUUCUGUUUGUAAUGGGAUUUUUUUUCUUGGGAAAUUGGAUUAUAUCUUUGUGUAUUUUGUGUGUGCAAAUUCAGAAACCAUUGAUGCAUUAAGUGUAUUAUUGCAAAUAUGUUGCCCUUGUAUUUUAAUUUGAUUGAAGAAACUGAAUUUAUCUGGAGAUACUGUUUGUAGUCUAUUAAUUUCUUUCUCGUGAUUGUUAAUUAUAGUUGCUCUUACACGAUCACCCUCCAUUAUGUAGGUGUUGGAUGUACGUGUUGGAAAUGUGCAAAAAUCAUGCCUGUAUAAUUAUUGCUUAUAGAUAAGGAUAUUCUAUGUGUUUAUUUGUCUUCCUAAUUUGGAUUUUGGUUAGAAAAGAUUCUAUAUUUGUAUCUUAUAAUUGCAAAUUCACACUAAUUGUGCUUAUGUACACACUUAUUAUGUAUGACUGCUUGUGCAUAGUAAACAACCUUCUUGUUAUAAUAAUUAGUUUGAGGGGGCAAGCUCUGUUUUGGUGGCUUCAGUGUGGAAUGGUUCCUGUGAUGAUUGGCAAUGAAGAAUUAAGUACACUGAAACACAUAUAAUGUGAAUGAGAAUGGUGAAGAUUGAUGUAAUUUUAUUUGUAAGGGGUGGUAUAUGAAAAGAGAAAUCGUAAGAAACAAAAUAAAUUUGAGAUAUUUGUAAUAUUGUUGAAGAUUGGGCAAAUUUGUCACAUCCAGCACAACAAAUUAAAUGGUUUUAAAUAAGUUUUUUCAGACUCAAACAAUCAUCUACUACUCUUACAGAUGCCUGAUGGAGAUUAGGGGGUUCGAGGACCCCUUUCUCAUAAUCCAAUGCAUUUUUGAAUUGGAUUAUUAAAAGUAACAUAGGGUUGUUUGGAAUAGUUCAAAUAUUUCGCUAGCAAACACGGAAUUUGAGCCUUUUUUGGCUAUAAAGCGCCAACUAUUACAGCAGUUUAGCGCAUCUUCCGCAUAUUGAACCUGAGCUUAAUAGCUUUUUAUUACUUGUCGUUAUAUACUUUUGACAAGAUUAUAGCUGUAUCUGACGAAUCAUAGUUUUUGAUUCAAAAACCUGGUCUAGGAGAUAUAUUUCUGUGCUAAAUUCUAGUUUUAGAGUUUUGGUAGUGAAAAUGGCUAGAACAGAAGUAAUGGUUGGUGAGAGUAUCCAAAAAGGCAAGGGCGUGAGGAAAAGGCGUCAAGAGGGAGGAAAGUAUGCUCGAUACUCAGAAGAUCAGAUUGAGGUUCUUGAGAAAGCUUAUGCUGUGUGCUCAAAUCCAACCCAUUUCCAGCGGCAACAGAUUAUGCGUGACCAACCUGCUCUGAGGGGCAUUGACCACAAACAACUUAAAGUCUGGUUCCAAAACCGCAGAUGUCGCGAAAAGCAGAAGAAAGAAAGUGGUGAUGUUGCAUCAGAAAACAGGCGGCUGAACGAAGCGAACAAGAUGUUAAAGGAAGAGAAUGAUGGUUUGCAGAAAAAACUAACCCAACUAAUAAGUGAGAAUGGGCAGUUGCGGAACCAAGUCCUCGGUUUAACUUCUACCAUUUCCACCUACCAAUUGGGCCAUCAGCCUGAAGCUAGUAAUCCUCAGCUGCCUGUUAUUGUUGCUGAUAAAGGCCUUGUCUCACUGGCUGAGGAAACUAGGAAAGAGUUCCUCUCUAAAGCUAUUGGGACUGCUAUUAAUUGGGUCCCUGUUCCAUGGCCAAAGCUGCAAAGCCCUGUUUCAGCUGGCAUUAUCUACACCUCAUCCUCUUGCAUUGGAGUGGCAGCACGCGCAUAUGUUACAGUACCCCUUGAACCUUUUAAGAUAAUUGAAAUCUUCAAAGACCGGGCCUCCUGGUCUCGACAUUGCCGUAAUAUGGAUGUCAUUGCUCGAUUUCCUGCAAACAACGGGGGAACCAUUGAGCUAAUCUAUACACAGUAUUAUGCUCCCACUAUGAUGGCCUGUGCUCGAGACUUCUGGACAUUAAGAUACACUUCUCUUUUAGACGAUGGCUGCUUUGUGAUAUGUGAGAGAUCAAUUUCUGGUUCUGAUGCUGCCCCAAGUUCACCUGCUGCACUAGAAUUUGUGAGAGGGAAGUUGCUGGCUAGUGGCUGUAUGAUUCGCCCUAGUGAAGGGGGAUCAACCAUAUAUCUCGUUGAGCACUUGGAUUUGGAGGCUUCGUCUGUUCCAGAGGUAGUCCGGCCUCUUUAUGAGUCAUCUGAAAUUGUGGCCAAGAAGAUGAUUCUUUCUGUACUCAACUAUAUUGACAAUGUGGUCAAUGAGAAGAAUGGCAUCCAGACACUUGAUCCAUUUGAGGAGCCUACUUUUCGGAGGUCUUUCAGUCACAGACUUAGUAGGGGCUUCAAUGAUGCUGUCAAUUGUUUUUCUGAAGAUGGGUGGGCAUUGAUGAAUCCUGAUGCCUCGGAUGAUGUCAUUAUGUCCAUUAGGCGAACUAAGCCUUUUGGAGUCUCUGCAAAUUUCGAUAGCAUAAUUUGCGUGAAAUCCUCUCUGCUACUUCAAAAUGUUUUCCCUGCAAGUAUGGUGAGGCUUCUGAAAGAGCGCCGGUCAAAUUGGAUGAAUUUCGACUUCACUAGCCAUUCUGUAGCAUUUUCCAGAGCUGCCUGCUUUGCAUUUCCAGGAGUGGGUACUCACAAUUUAUCUGAAACUGCGGUUUUGCUUGGCCACACCAAUCAUGAGGAUGAGAUACUGGAAAUUGUACGAUUUGAUAACAUUCCUGAUCGUCAGCAUAAUGCUUCUUCAGGCGAUUUGUAUCAUUUACAGAUUAGCAACGGAAUGGAAGAUACUGAUUUUGGAACUUGCUCAGAAUUAAUCUUUGCACCAAUCGACAGGAAUAUACCUGAUGAUGCUGUUCUAUUAUCUUCUGGAUUUCGAAUAUACUUGGGCACAAGUUCAUACUCCAAUUUGGCAUCAAAUGAGGCGUAUACUAUUAGCAAUGGACAGGCAGUCAUUAACAACCUGCCCACAAUGCUCAUCAUAGCCUUUCAGUUUCCAUUUCAAUCUCAUCUUGUGGAAGAUGUUGAAGCCAUGGCGCGAGACUAUCUUAGACAUGUAAUCUCCUGUGUAAAACAAAUCUCUCUGGAAGCAAUGCUGCCAGGACUAACUCCUGAAACAAACUCUAUUGAAGCAAAUCUGGCCAUGGAGUUCAAUGUCACUUCAGAAUUGGACUUUGUUGUGAACCUCGCCAACUUGAUGUGCCAAUGUUAUAGAUCAAGUUUAGGUGUGGAUAUGUUGGGCUUCAACUGCCAUUCUACUGAUUCAGUGUUGGAACAGAUGCAGAGUCACCCGUAUGCCAUCCUGUGUUUCUCAUUAGCGCAGUCAGUCCCAGUCUGCAUCUACGCCAAUCUAGCUGGGCUCACCAUGCUAGAGACCACGCCUGACAAUCUUCAGGCACUCUCAGUGGAUAGGAUUCUUGGCAGCUCAUAUAAUUUAUCUCUAUACUCGGUCCUCCCAACUAUACUGCAGCAGGGAUAUGCGAUGCUACCACCAGGAUACACUCUAUCGGUGAUGAACCGGGGUGUUUCGUAUGGACAAGCUGUGGUGUGGCAAGUGCAGGCUUCAGAUGGUUCUGUUAAUGGCCUUGGAUUAGCAUUCAUUGAUUGGUGCUUCACUGAUGUGUUUUGAGCUUUGUGUGCUUGCAGAAGUUUUGCUUGUAAUUUUCAUUUUGAAUUUGUGGAAACUUAAAACUACCAUCUGAAUUGGAUUUCAUGAGAACGUAAAACAUUUCAUGCAUGAAUGCAUCAGUGACUAUUGACUUA
This is a messenger RNA of Salvia miltiorrhiza (redroot sage), 4062 nucleotides long. Its product is annotated as homeobox-leucine zipper protein REVOLUTA-like. NCBI's taxonomy places the organism in Eukaryota, Viridiplantae, Streptophyta, Magnoliopsida, Lamiales, Lamiaceae. Gene Ontology annotation, molecular function: DNA binding; DNA-binding transcription factor activity; lipid binding. The transcript is spliced from 18 exons. The record is from RefSeq and is a predicted model, not a curated record. The coding region runs from base 1436 to 3928 and encodes 830 amino acids.